GCUGUUUCUAGUCUGUUUACUGGCAUAAAGUGUUGUAGCAAUUAGCAUGAGGAUGUAGACUCACAUACAUAAAUACUCAUAUAUGCAGACUUUGUCAAUAAUGAGGGGUCACAUAUAUAUAAAAAGAAACAAUAAACUAAAAAUUAUGCUCCAAAACUUAUAUGUGAAUAUUAUGAAUUCAAAAUCAUGCUCCGAAACCUCUAUGUGAGUACUUAAGUACUUAGAGCAUGGUUUUUAUUAUUGUAGUUAUGACCAUAUAUUAGAUGACAAUGUCAAAGUUCUAAAUAAAGCAUCAACAGUCUUCGAUUCGUCAAAAUGUACGGAGUGGCCAAUCGAACAAACAACUGGUAUAAAUCAGAAAUAAUGGUAUAGAGAGAGUAUAACACGUGGUUACAUUCUUUAAUAAGGCGCGAUUCGCCACUUUUCUCCUCAUUUUCGUUUAAUUUUUUAAUCUUUUCAAGUCCUAAGUCCAAGAGUUUGUGCUCUUGAAAAACAUUCAACUUCACUAGAAAAAAGAGUAGAACUUCAUAAGAAAAUGAGAGGAGAAGUGGCGAAUCAAAAAAGCCUAUUGCUACGAAAAUUCAUUCGAAUAAAAGAACACUUGUCAUAAAUCUAAAGAAUUCAUUAGCUUUUACUGAACCGGUACCUUAUAAGUUCUACAUAAAUCUUAAAGUCCAUCCUUAGAAUAAAAAUAACGUAUUCCCCGUCUUGAACGAAAGUUCACAUGAGGAAUCAAGAAUGCGCCUCAAAACUCUCUAAACUACUCAUUUAAAAAUUUUGUAACUAUGUAAACUUGAUAUUUCGUUAAACAAAUUUCAAAAUAAAUUUUCAUGACAUUUCUUUAGGAAUUAAUCUAUAAAUUUUUCGUACAUAAAAUCACGUAUUUCAUUUCGUCUCCCGAUUUUUAAGUAUUAAUAAGCCAAAAUUCUAAAAUAUGGAUCUAGCUUCGCCGAGUUGUGGUUGUAUGUCAACAACAGAACAUUCACCUGAAUGCCCAACAGGUUUCAUUCGUAAUCCUCAUAUUGCUCGUAUGGAUGAAGAUUUCCUUUAUCAUCUUGGUUUGGGCACGAAAACACACAAUUUGCCAGAAAUGUUCGGCGAUGUGAAGUUCGUCAUCGUAGGUGGCACACCGAAACGUAUGGAAAAUCUUGCCAAAUAUCUGUUAAAUGAAAUAAAACACAAGCUACCCGUUGGCACACAACUGUCUGAUUUAACCGGCGCCGCAGAUCGUUACUCCAUGUACAAAGCAGGACCGAUUAUUUGCGUCAACCAUGGCAUGGGCAAUCCCUCGAUUAGUAUAUUACUGCAUGAACUGAUUAAGCUCGUACAUCAUGCGAAAUGUAAGAACCCGGUUUUCAUACGACUGGGUACUUGUGGUGGUUUAGGUGUGCCGGGUGGCACCGUUGUCAUUUCCGAUGGUGUGCUCAAUGACAAAUUGAAUGGCGAACAUGAAUUCAAAAUUUUGGGCAAUGUUGUGCCGCGACCCACUAAACUAGAUGCUAAUUUGGCGCAAGAGCUCAAGGCAGUAGCGAGUCCAAGUGAUGGCUUUCAAACGGUUAUAGGCAAGACUUAUUGCGCCGAUGACUUCUAUGAAGGACAAGGCCGUUUGGAUGGUGCAUUUUGUGAUUACCAAGAAGCGGACAAGAUGAGAUGGCUAAAUAUGCUGCAGCAAAGAGGUGUGGUAAACAUAGAAAUGGAGAGCUCCAUGUUUGCAGCGCUGACCCACAAUGCCGGCCUUAAAGCAGGUAUAAUCUGCGCUGCCAUAGUGAACCGGCUCAACGGUGAUCAGAUUACAGAAACUAAAGAGACACUCGGCGAAUGGCAAGAGCGUCCAGCUAAGCUACUAGCUCGUUACAUACGCCGACAGCUGGGUGUUUAGAGGGAGGGUUGUGCUUAAAGCGACUACAGUAGUGGUUUACUUCAUCACCAUACACCAGCAGCUCACAAGCUAGAUCCAAAGCACUCAUAGCAGGCACUUACAAAUUAAAUACGGGAGACGAACACUUUUUGGCAAGAAAUACUAAAUUUUUAGUUAAACAUUGCGACAGGAACAAAAUUUUUAUGUAAAAAGUACGUGGUUCAUACACUGAAGUCAUGACAAAAGCCUGGUCUUGUAGAAACUUGUAUAUAUUUAUAUAUUCUUAGCAGGUUUAUGUCAGGUUUUCAUUGUACGAACCAGAUCCAUAAUAAAAAACGACAUAGCUAAACCUAA
Molecule: messenger RNA, 2212 nt
Organism: Bactrocera dorsalis (oriental fruit fly)
Lineage: Eukaryota; Metazoa; Arthropoda; Insecta; Diptera; Tephritidae
Product: uridine phosphorylase 1
Exons: 6
Coding region: 935-1879 (314 amino acids)
Biological process (GO): uridine catabolic process; nucleotide catabolic process
Cellular component (GO): cytoplasm; cytosol
Molecular function (GO): uridine phosphorylase activity
Source: RefSeq, a predicted model, not a curated record